AUGUUCGACCCAUUAGAUCUCUACGAUGCUGAUAAAAAUAACAGUUCGGUAGCAUUAGAUUUUGAACCGUCAUUCGAACUAGAUCAACAGUUAUCCACGGGAGUAGAUGAGAAACUGGAGGACAGCAAAUUAUUAGAAAAUGAUGAGGACGAUGAAGAUAGUUUACUUGGACCAAUAUAUGUCUUGGAUCUUCCAUAUGUUGCAUAUGCUUCACCCGAAGUUAUCCUGGCAACGUUGCAUUUAUUACGUCCUGAAACACAAGUAAACUUCCAAUCUACAGAGGCUGUCACAACUGAAGCUAUAUGCAAGUCAAAGGAUCUUGAUAAAAAAUUACAAAAUAAUAUUGUGGAAUGGUAUUUGAAUUCAAUUCAAAAUAAAAAAUUAAAUACCAUUGAAAAAAUUUGUAAUAAAAUACCUUCAUUAGUUAAUGCAUCAGAAACUGAAAGAUCUGCAUUAUUAAAUUAUUAUACAUCUAUUUUAAAAAGAUAUGAAAAUUCAAGUAAUACUUCACCACUAAAGUUCGAUAUUUUGAAGGAGGUAAGUCUUAGAAUUGCAGAAUGCUGUGGACGUUCUGCCAUACCGUCUAUGUCUCGGGAUUUUAAAUUCGAUAAUAUGAACACCAUGGUUUCCUUAUUUGAACCGUCACUUACAAAUGAUAAUCUUGGUUGGAAAACUUGGGGUGCAUCAUUAAUUUUAUCGAAAAUUCUUAUUGAAAAUUUUAAUUCUACAACAAACUUCAAACCAAAAAAGUCCAAUGAGCCAUUGAAUGUUCUGGAAUUAGGAGCAGGUACUGGUUUGGUGGGGAUCUCGUGGGCAUGUAAAUGGAAAGAAGAAUAUAAUUUGGUAAACUCCAACAUACAAAUGUUCGUGACAGAUUUGCCAGAAAUAUUAGAAAAUUUGAAAAAGAAUGUAACACAUAAUAAUGUUGGAGACUUCGUAACAACUGAUGUUUUAGAUUGGACCAACCCAAAACCUUUCGUUGAGAAAUACAAUGUAAAAGAAAAUUCUUUUGAUAUUAUAUUGGUAGCUGACCCAAUAUAUUCUCCGAAUCAUCCAGAAUGGGUUGUAAACAUGCUCUCCAAAUUCUUAAAAACUGACGGAAAAUGUUUUUUGGAAAUCCCAAUAAGAUCUAAAUAUGCUAAAGAGAGGGAAGUACUCAUUCAACUUCUGCAAGAAAAUAAUUUUGAAGUAUUGAAUGAACGAUAUGACCAAGGUGUGGAUGAUUGGGGUUCAGUUAAAUAUCUCUAUAGAGAAAUUGUAUUAAGAAAUUAA
Messenger RNA from Maudiozyma saulgeensis, 1272 nucleotides. The record is from the annotation of a GenBank genome assembly. Lineage: Eukaryota; Fungi; Ascomycota; Saccharomycetes; Saccharomycetales; Saccharomycetaceae.